AUGGAGCAAGUCGAUGUCCUCAUUUGCGGCAGCGGGUCUGCCGGUCUUUGCGCUGCUACCUGGCUCGCCAGGUAUGGGGUACGAUGCAAGGUACUAGAACGGCGGGCAGGUCCCAUGAAGAUGGGUCAAGCCGACGGUGUGCAAUGUCGCACCGUGGAGAUCUUUGAAAGCUUUGGAAUUGGGGAAGAGCUUCUUCGUGAGGCUUAUCACGUUCUCGAGGUCAACUUCUGGGCCGACGAUGGCACAGGCGCCAUCAAGCGGACAGGCCGGACAGCGGAUACCCAACCGGGUCUAUCACACCAACCUCACGUUAUUUUGAACCAGGCACGUAUCAACGGACUCCUCAUCGAGCUGAUGCAGAAAUAUAACGACCAACAAAUCGACUAUGGCUACAACGUGACCGACGUCAAAGUUGAUAGCACAUCUGCCGAGGACCAUGAUACCUAUCCGGUCAAAGUGACUGCGGAGAAGGACGGAAAGACAGAAAGGUUUGCAGCCAAAUACGCACUGGCUUGUGAUGGGGCACACAGCAUUGUCCGCAAAGCCCUCGGGUACAAAAUGAUUGGAGACAGCAGCGACGCUGUCUGGGGUGUCAUGGACAUGGUUCCCCGAACGGAUUUCCCAGACAUUCGCAAGAAGUCUACUAUUCGCUCAAAGUCAGGGAAUAUCCUGAUUAUUCCCCGCGAAGGCGAUAGCGACAACCUGACAAGGUUCUAUAUUGAACUUGCCCCAGGAACCAACCCGAAAGAGGUGACGCUGGAAAAUUUGCAGGCCCAAGCACAGAGCAUCUUCCGCCCUUACAAGGUAGACUUCGUGGAAACAGUCUGGUGGUCGGCGUAUGCGAUCGGCCAGCGUCAUGCCGAUUUCUUUCACAAGGAUUACCGGGUCUUCCUCGCUGGCGAUGCUUGCCAUACCCACUCCCCCAAAGCCGGCCAGGGUAUGAAUGUCAGCUUACAGGAUGGUUAUAAUAUUGGCUGGAAGCUCGGGGAGAUUUUGACUGGUCUGGCCACUCCCUCACUUCUAGAGACUUACGUCCUAGAACGCCAAAAGGUGGCUAUUGAUCUGAUUACAUUCGACCGGUACUUUUCCAAGCUGUUUUCUUCUGGGGCUACAACAUCUCCUGCUGAGUUUCAAGAAGGCUUCAUCAAGUCUGGGAAAUACACCGCAGGCUUGACGGCCAAGUAUGAGGUCUCACCCAUCACGUCUGCAUUGGAAUCGACCAAUCUCGCCUCCAACGUGGCCGUCGGUAUGCGGCUGCCCAGCGCACAGGUCGUGCGGUUCUGUGACUCCAAACCUCUACACCUCAUGAAAUCUCUCAAGUCCGAUGGUAGGUGGCGCAUCAUGGCCUUCAUAGGUGACCUGACUGUGUCAGAGAACCGCUCAAAGCUCAACAAGCUUGGAGAAUACUUAAGCGCGGCAGAUGGGCCCAUCCAGACGUUCACACCCAAGGACCAAGACAUUGACAGCCUCAUCGAGACCAUUUUGAUCGGGCAUGGAAAGCGUCAUGAUGUUGAGUUGGAACAAAUCCCUGAAUGCUUUUGGCCAGUCUCUGGGAAAAACCAAACAAGAGGUGCGGAUGCUCUAACAUUGAAUCUUGCCAUUAUGCCUAACCUAGAGUAUUUAGACCUACACAAGAUCUAUUAUGACGACGAGAGUUACAACGACGGACAUGGCCAUGCAUACGAAUAUCUUGGCAUUGACCCGGCACAAGGUGCUCUUAUCAUUGUUCGGCCAGAUCAAUACGUGUCUGCCAUUAUGGGCCUAGGCGAUCAUUCGGAAAUCGGCAAGUUCUUUGCUGGGUUUCUCAAACGCCAAACGUACGUUGGUCAUAACAUGUGA
Messenger RNA from Penicillium mononematosum, 1839 nucleotides. Its product is annotated as putative phenol 2-monooxygenase. NCBI's taxonomy places the organism in Eukaryota, Fungi, Ascomycota, Eurotiomycetes, Eurotiales, Aspergillaceae. The transcript has 4 exons. Bases 1 to 1839 code for a protein of 612 amino acids. Gene Ontology annotation, molecular function: FAD binding. The record is from RefSeq and is a predicted model, not a curated record.